This is a messenger RNA of Rhopalosiphum padi (bird cherry-oat aphid), 2260 nucleotides long. Its product is annotated as acetyl-coenzyme A transporter 1-like. The record is from RefSeq and is a predicted model, not a curated record. Gene Ontology annotation, cellular component: membrane. Lineage: Eukaryota; Metazoa; Arthropoda; Insecta; Hemiptera; Aphididae. Gene Ontology annotation, molecular function: acetyl-CoA transmembrane transporter activity. Bases 154 to 1740 code for a protein of 528 amino acids. The transcript is spliced from 10 exons.
UUAAUUAACCCAGAUUUGUACACACAGUCACACAGGUUAUCAAAUAAUACAAUCUGACUCAAUAAAUCGCAAUCUCUUAAAUUCUACAAAUAUGGUUAUUUAUGAACAUGUAUACGAUUAUUCAAUGAUUUUUAUUUCGAUGACAGAGUAAACAUGCCAUCGGAAAUUCAGGAAGAUGAACCAACAAAAUCAGUAGUGAAAAACGAAUCGACUUUUGCCAAAUCAAAUUUGAAAGGAGAUUGGCUGAAUAUUUUUAUUUUAUUUUUGCUUUACAUAAUGCAAGGCUUGCCUUUAGGCAUAGUUAAUGUUAUACCAAUACUUUUACAAAGCAAACGAAAUGUAACUUACAAUGAACAAACUUUGUUUAGUUUAUCUGGAUGGCCGUUUAGCUUGAAAUUAUUAUGGGCACCUUUGGUAGAUGCACUCUACAUACAUAAAAUUGGAAGGCGUAAGUCUUGGCUUAUUCCAGUUCAGUUUUUAAUAGGAAUAUGCUUUUUUUAUUUGGCUGACAAUAUCAAUGACUUGUUGCUAGAAGCGGAAAAACCAAAUGUACUUAAAUUAACGUCCGUGUUUCUCAUAUCUACUUUCUUGGUCGCAACACAAGAUAUAGUAGUUGAUGGCUGGGCAUUGACUUUGCUACAAAAAAACAAUGUAGGUUAUGCAUCUACAUGCGCUUUUGUGGGUCAAUUCACCGGUAUAAUAAUAAGUUCCGUGUCUUUGAUUUUGUUAACCUCAGAAGAUUUUAGCAAUAAAUAUUUAAAGAUAUCACUUGAUGUUGAAGGAAUAGUGACCGUGAAAAAUUUAUUUCUUAUAUGUGGCGUUUUGUUUAUGGUAAUUACAACUUCAAUUGCAAUUUUCAAAAAUGAAAAGGAUACUAGAUUAGAGGAUGAUCAUAUUAAGUUAAAUACAUUUCAAAACUAUAAACUCUUGUGGGACAUUUCAAACUUGCCCUGUAUUAAAAUAUUGGCAAUAGCAAUGUUGACAUCGUUUAUUGGAUUUGCACCAAAUGAUAGCGUGGUGCCUUUGAAACUCAUAGAUGCUGGUGUACCAAAAGACAAUAUUAUGGUUAUACAAACAGGAAUAAACGUUUUAAAAAUAAUAAUUAUGCCAGUGAUUGCAGUAAAAUACACCGCGGGUCCAAAACCAAUGAGCUUAUACCUAAAUGUGAUACCCACAAGAUUACUUUGGAACUUCACAUUUGCUAUACUAAUUUAUUAUACGCCAGAACUAAUAAAAAAUAAUGGUGUCGUAGAUAUUCCUAUGUACUAUUACGUGAUAUUUGUGUUUAUACAAUCAAUAAAUGAUAUCCUUCAUAACAUGAUGACAACUGCUUUAGUAGCUUUUUAUUGUCGGAUAAGCGAUCCUCGUUUUGGCGGUACUUACAUAACAUUAUUGCAUGGUUUUUCAAAUAUAGGAGGUGCAUUCGCAAAAUUUAUUGCAUAUGGCUUGAUUGAUUUAUUAACAUUCAAGGAAUGCUCAUUUGACUCAACGAAUAAUUGUUCUACUUCAGAUCUUCAAAAUGUAUGUAAAUCGAACGGAGGAGAUUGUAUCACAAUAGUGAAUGGCUAUUACGUAGAAUCAAUUGUCUUUACCGUCUUUGAAAUCAUCUGGUAUAUAAUUUUUAAGAAUAAACUCAAACAAUUACAAAAUAAGAGUCCAUCUCAUUGGCUUGUUAAGAUGAACACUCUAGAAUCAAAAAACCACGAAAAUUCUUACACAUUGGAGGAUGUAAAAACAUAAUCAUUUAAAAAAAAAAAUUACUUAUAUAGCAAUUAUAAGUAUACGAAAAAUAAAUUUACAUUGAUGCAAUAUUUAAAUGUUUUAUGUAUAAGAGUUUAAAAUGAUUUUUCUUCGCUAUGCGUAUAUUAUGUGAAACUUAAAAACAUUUAUCGACUUAUUGUAUUAUAUUUUACAUUUGAAUUAUAAUUAAUGAUAAAAUAUGAAUAUGUAUAUUGUAUACCUAACAAAUAUUCCUCGAUGAAGUACGCUUUGAAUACUAAAUGUACAUAUUUCACUAUACCGUAAACCAAAUAAUACUAUAAUGGAAUUCCAUUUACUUAAUCUCUGUGUAUUGAAUUUUUUUUCCUGGUUCAAAAAAAAUGUAAUAUUUAAAAUAUAUUGUUAAGAAAAUUAUACAAUUUCGUGCGUAUGGUCAUAUCUUUAAUGUACUCCACAUUAAAAAUACGUAAUUGCGUAAUACCUACAUUUCUAUAUAAUAAUCAUGUGUAUUUAUUCUAAAUAAAAUAUAAAUGCUUGGUUU